UUUUUUUUAUAUUAAUUUUGGCAGUGAACAGUGAUUUGGAAGUACGGGAGAAAGUUCUGCAGGCAAAGGAUCAAGUUCCGAAAAUGGUGAACGUCGAAAGCAUGCUUAUGGUUGAAAAAGGUCUUCGGGAACUAACUUCGCUCAAGGUAGAGGAGGCGAUAGCCAUAUCAAUGGCGCGAAAGCGUCGCCCGAGUAUUGUGAAAUCUAAUGUGCUAGAUGAUUUAAAGUUACCAAUUGAGGGCCCAAAUUUCUCAGAAGCAUAUGAAUUGAGCUCAGAGGAGACUGAAGAUGUGCUUCUUAAGCAGGCUUGGCUGUUGUACUUUUGGAGAAGAGCCAAAAAUCAAGGAUUGGAAGCUGACAUUGCUGAGGAAAGACUUCAGUUAUGGAUCAACCAAUGGAAUAAACAGCCUACUUCCCACGAUGCAGUCGACGUGGAGCGUGGUCUAAUGGAGCUAAGGAAGUUGGGGGUGGAGACGAAGUUGUGGGAAGAGCCACGUAGAUUGGUCGAUCAAGAAUCGAGCCACAAGACACUCUUGGAAACUGAGUAUCAAAUGUUGGCCUGAGAAUCUGAAUGCUUUUCUCAGGCAAAC
Erythranthe guttata (spotted monkey flower) is the source of this 590-nucleotide messenger RNA. The record is from RefSeq and is a predicted model, not a curated record. Lineage: Eukaryota; Viridiplantae; Streptophyta; Magnoliopsida; Lamiales; Phrymaceae.